CUUGCCUGGUGUACUCCACUGACUAUCGUCCGCCACUGAAAACUUUCUCGUCCGAUGGUACGGUCUGCUAUCUGUCUGUGUGUGAACAGAUGAUUGCUGCAGUUCAACAGUAACUAUGGGGAGGGAGAACGUUUGGUCCUGAGGAGACUCCGAUCGUCCCGAUUUGGAGAACUGCUGGGAUUCGAAUGUAGCCAACGUUGGACUUCUACAGUCUUAAAUUGUUUAAGAGUUGCCUUGUCGGAAACACGACGGAAACACUAACUUCAAGAAAAUUAAUUUGUCAAGACCGCUUCAUAACACGGAAUAAUACCUCAGAACAUACUCGCUGUACAAGGAAAGAAAAUCAUGGGGAGCAAAGGGCACCAUCGGUACCACUGGCAGAGCCACAACGUCAAGCACAGCGGCGUGGACGACAUGGUGCUGCUGACCAAGAUCAACGAAGACGCCAUCGUGGAGAACCUCAAGAAGAGAUACAUGGACGAUUACAUUUUCACAUACAUUGGUCCCGUGCUCAUCUCCAUCAACCCCUUCAAGCAGAUGCCGUACUUCGGUGACAAAGAGGUGGAGAUAUACCAAGGCGCGGCUCAGUAUGAGAACCCACCACACAUCUACGCUCUCGCGGACAACAUGUACCGAAACAUGAUGAUCGACCGUGAGAACCAGUGUGUCAUCAUAAGCGGGGAGAGCGGAGCAGGGAAGACGGUGGCGGCGAAGUACAUCAUGAGCUACAUUUCCCGAAUAUCUGGCGGGGGGGCCAAAGUGCAGCAUGUCAAAGACAUCAUCCUCCAGUCCAACCCUCUCCUGGAGGCCUUUGGCAACGCCAAGACAGUGAGGAACAACAACUCCAGCAGAUUUGGGAAAUAUUUUGAGAUCCAGUUCAGCUCAGGAGGAGAGCCAGACGGUGGGAAGAUCUCCAACUUUCUGCUUGAAAAAUCACGUGUCGUCAUGAGAAACCCAGGGGAGAGGAGCUUUCAUAUCUUUUAUCAGUUAAUAGAAGGAGCCAGCGGAGAGCAGAAGAGCAGCCUGGGAAUCACAAGCUUAGAUUACUACACUUACCUCAACCAGUCUGGGUCCUACAAAGUGGACGACAUCAAUGACAAGAGUGAUUUCCAGGAGACCGUGCACGCCAUGACCGUGAUUGGCAUCAAGCCCGAGGACCGCACCAUGGUCCUGCAGAUCGUGGCUGGGGUGCUCCACCUGGGCAACCUCAACUUCAAAGAGGCCGGGAACUAUGCCGCGGUGGAGAGCGAGGAGUUCCUGGCCUUCCCAGCUUUCCUGCUGGGCAUUGACCAGCACCGGCUGAAGGAGAAGAUCACCAGCCGCAAGAUGGACAGCAAGUGGGGUGGCAAGUCUGAGUCCAUCGACGUGACGCUGAACGUGGAGCAGGCGUGCUACACCCGCGACGCGCUCUCCAAGGCCCUGCACUCCCGCGUCUUUGACUUCCUCGUCGAGUCCAUCAAUAAAGCCAUGGUGAAGGACCAUCAGGAGUUAAAUAUAGGUGUGCUGGAUAUUUAUGGAUUUGAAAUUUUCCAGAAAAAUGGCUUUGAACAGUUCUGCAUCAACUUUGUGAACGAAAAACUCCAGCAGAUAUUCAUUGAACUUACACUGAAAGCUGAGCAGGAAGAGUACGUGCAGGAAGGAAUCAAAUGGACUCCCAUCGAAUACUUCAACAACAAGAUAGUGUGUGACCUCAUCGAGAGCAAACUGAAUCCCCCGGGCAUCAUGAGCAUCCUGGACGACGUGUGUGCCACCAUGCACGCGGUGGGCGAGGGCGCGGACCAGACCUUGCUGCAGAAGCUGCGGAUGCAGAUCAACUCCCACGAGCACUUCAACAGCUGGAACCAGGGCUUCAUCAUCCACCACUACGCUGGGAAGGUGUCCUACGACGCCGAGGGCUUCUGUGAGCGCAAUCGGGACGUUCUCUUCACGGACCUGAUCGAGCUGAUGCAGAGCAGCGAGAUACCGUUCAUCCGGGCUUUGUUCCCAGAGAACCUCAACGCUGACAAGAAAGGUCGACCCUCCACGGCAGGGAGCAAAAUCAAGAGACAGGCGAAUGACCUGGUGGGGACCCUGAUGAAGUGCACCCCGCACUACAUCCGCUGCAUCAAGCCCAACGAGACCAAGAAGCCCCGGGACUGGGAGGAGAGCAGAGUGAAGCACCAGGUGGAGUACCUGGGUCUGAAGGAGAACAUCCGUGUACGGCGUGCUGGCUACGCCUACAGGAGGGUCUUCCGGAAGUUUCUUAACAGGUACGCCAUCCUGACGAAGGAGUCGUGGCCGACGUGGCGUGGGGACGAGAAGCAGGGCGUGCUCCACCUGCUGCGCUCGGUCAACAUGGAGCAGGACCAGUACCAGCUGGGCCACAGCAAGCUCUUCAUCAAGGCCCCCGAAUCGCUGUUCCUGCUGGAGGAGACGAGGGAGAGGAAGUUUGACGGCUACGCCCGGGCCAUCCAGAGGGCCUGGAGGAAGUACGUGGCCCGCAAGAAGUACGUCCAGAUGAGGGAGCAAGCCUCCGACCUGCUGGUGAACAGGAAGGAGCGGCGGAAGCACAGCCUGAACAGGAACUUUGUGGGAGACUACCUGGGCAUGGACGACCGGCCCGAGCUCCGCCAGUUCCUGGCCAAGAGGGAGAAGAUCGACUUCGCCGACAAAGUCACCAAAUACGACCGCCGAUUCAAGAGCAUAAAGAGAGACCUGAUCCUGACGCCAAAGUGUGUGUACCUGAUUGGGCGUGAGAAGGUGAAGCAGGGCCCAGAUCGAGGUCAGGUGAUGGAAGUCAUGAAGCGAAGGAUUGAGGUGGAGAAGAUUUUGGCCGUGUCUCUAAGCACCAUGCAGGACGACUUCCUCAUCCUGCACGAGCAGGAGUACGACAGCCUGCUGGAGUGCAUGUUCAAGACCGAGUUCAUUAGCCUGCUCGCCCGCCGCUACGAGGAGAAGACCCAGCGGAAGCUGCCGCUAAAGUUCGGCACGACGCUUGACCUGAAGCUGAAGAAGGAGAGCUGGGGCCCCUGGAGUGCGGGGGGGUCCCGGCAGGUCCAGUUCGUCGCCGGACACGGAGACCAGGCCCUAUUGCGACCCUCAAACAAGGCCCUGCAGGUCAGCAUCGGACCCGGCCUGCCCAAGAACACACGUCCCACUAAAAAGAGUGUGACUCAGGGCCACUCCAGGCAGUCGAGGGGCCGCCAACCCUCACGCACGGCCCCUGGGCCCCCAGGUGCCCACCAGAAUGGUGGGCUUAAAAACAGCACUCACGCAGUCAACCAGAGGAACGCUUCACAGCAGCAGGCCAAUCAGAGGACACAGCCGGCCAAUCAGAGGCCACAGCCAGCCAAUCAGAGGCCACCGCCAGCCAGUGCGACCCGCCCCUUCCUUCCCCCUGCCAACACUGUCAACCAAUCAAAGGACAAGGACAGGAGCAGCAGCAAGACGCAGCAGAACCUGGACUUCCUGAAGGUUCCUGACCGAGGUGCUGCUGGUAAAGAAGCUGGAGCGCCCACAUCAAAUGGAGGAAUAGCUCACAGACCCAGCAGGCCAACCCCAGGAGGGGGCAGGCCCAAACCCCUGCCCAAACCCAAACCCCAGGUGCCCCAGUGCAAGGCCCUGUACGCCUACGAUGCACAGGACACUGACGAGCUCAGCUUCAACGCAGACGACGUCAUCGACAUCGUCAAGGAAGAUGACUCAGGAUGGUGGACUGGGAGACUUCGAGGAAAGCAGGGCCUGUUCCCCAACAACUACGUCAAGAAGAUCUAGACCUGCUGCUGCUCGGCAACCACCUGGAGAAGCGCACGUGUCACAAUGGGGUCUCCUGAGCAGCCAAUUGGUAGGGGGAAUGCGAGGGAGAGCGUUCCUUCAUGACCAAUCAGCACUCAGGUCCAUGGUGACAUUUCCUCCAAAGCCAGAACAACAGGGGGAAUGGCAGGCUUGUUGUGCUUGACCUAAAGGAGACCAGACAUUUCUCCAGGGCUGAUGGCUACACAAUCCCUGUGAGCACUGAACAAAACUAUUUAUUGUAUUUAUAGCUUACUAUUGUUUCCUUUUGUUCUUGUUUUAUUUCUUUUCACAUUACAAAUAUAUUGAAAGCAAGUUAUGUUGUUUGAAGAGAGACUGCCUGCAUGAUAUAUGGAGCAAAGAUUUUGUUUUCACUUUAUAUUCCUCUGUUUUUUGUAAGAUUCUUUUAAGUUGUGAAAGGUAGUUUCAUUUAUAGAGUUGCUGAUUCUCUUGUAUAUUAAGGUUAAACUCUUAGGGUUUUUUUUUUAAAAUUCCAGUCUAGCCUGGCAUUUUCAGUGGGAAUAUUUGCUGCUAAAAUGGAUUUUACCAAUAGUAUUGCCUCUAAAAGUUGGAAAUUCAUUAUCAUCACAAAUAUUCUGUGAAAUAUAUAUAUUUAUUUUAGUCCACCGCAGGACUAUUUUGUAAAUUGAUUAUUUUACUCUGGUAAUAAUUAUUAGGAUAUCAGUUAUAGUUUUAGUACAUUGCGGUUCACAUCUGCACAUAAUUAUUAGAGGCAAAAGUUGACAUUAUUUGAGUUGCUCCACAAACUGAAGAGAACACCAGCAAAGGCAAGCGAGUUUCUGCAAACCAAAAAAAAAAAACACUGCUACUUACAGAAGUGUACUGUUUCUGAUCAGUUUCCAUCAGCAUUCUCUAACCACAUUUUAAGUUAUGGUAUGUGUAAUUUUAGUCUAAUUGAGGAGACUUGAAAUUACUUUCGAAGUUGCUGAGGGUUGUGAGUGUCAGUGGUUCAUAAGCACUUUAUGGCAACAGCCUAAACAGUUGUGGUGACCUGCUCAACCCAGGGCCUGGCUGAAGAACAUCUCUCACCAAGCAUGCUUAUUAAAGCUGGGAGUGUGAGUGAAAAGCAAUACAAAUGUGAUAUUGGCUUUUAAAUCCAAUUUGCUGGGAAUUGGGGACAAGUACAUUUUGCAAAUGACAAAUGAUUUUACAUUGUAUUUUUUUCUGGAGAGAUCCAUUUUAAAAUCCUUUUCUCUUCUAGUGUGUUGCGUUCUGGUUUGUGUUCGGAGUGCUCAGGGAGGGAUGGAAGAUGGUUUAGUGCAAGAGAUUAGUCUGCCCUUCUGACCUAAGCUAUCCUCAACACUUUCCCAAAAUGGCCGACUCGAAUAUCCUAACCUGCAUCAAAGAAGACCAAUGGGCAUAUUCACAUAUCCAAAUAGUUUCUGUGGUGAUUUGAAGAAUUUCUUUUGUUUCUCAUUUCUCCUCUGUGUAGGCCCACAUUUUGAUGUUCUUCUCCCCCACUGAACAGAUUUACAGUGCUAAAUCCCAGGACUGCUUCUUUGUUGGAGGGCAUGUGUUAAUAAUACCUGCAAUAGUGUUGAAAUUCAAGAAGCCAGUGCAACCAAGGCUUCAUCUGGAGACUAUAAAGACGAGCAUUGCUAGACAGCGCAUGUCCCGUUGGUGUGAAUAUCACCAUUGUGCAAUGUGGGAUGUGGCAGAGGGUGUGUAGUCAUGUCAAUCAUUUUUUAAUAAAGCAUGUACUGUUACUUUUUUAA
Molecule: messenger RNA, 5507 nt
Organism: Conger conger (European conger)
Lineage: Eukaryota; Metazoa; Chordata; Actinopteri; Anguilliformes; Congridae
Product: unconventional myosin-Ie-like
Exons: 29
Coding region: 346-3753 (1135 amino acids)
Biological process (GO): vesicle transport along actin filament; actin filament organization
Cellular component (GO): actin cytoskeleton; myosin complex; cytoplasm
Molecular function (GO): actin filament binding; ATP binding; microfilament motor activity
Source: RefSeq, a predicted model, not a curated record